Molecule: messenger RNA, 2312 nt
Organism: Phasianus colchicus (ring-necked pheasant)
Lineage: Eukaryota; Metazoa; Chordata; Aves; Galliformes; Phasianidae
Gene: DRC8
Product: dynein regulatory complex subunit 8
Cellular component (GO): sperm principal piece
Molecular function (GO): calcium ion binding
Source: RefSeq, a predicted model, not a curated record
UGCCCGCCGCUGCCACAUGCGCCAGGUGUGACUUCAGUGGUGGGUUCUGUCACUUCGGCAUGGCGCUGGCGGCCCGAGGAAGCCGCGGUGGCGGUGGCAGCGGCCGAACGGGAGGAGGGAGGGGAGCGCCAGCCGGGCCGCCGUGCCCCGCGUCGCCACGGCGACGGCUCGGGUCCCGGCCAUGGCGGAGGAGGGGAGCAGUGAGGAUGGCGUGGUAGCUAAAAUUGAGAAAAAGAUUACAGAAGCUUUUAAGGUAUUUGAUCACGAAGGAAAUGAAACUGUGGAUGUCAGAGAGAUUGGUUCAAUUGUCAGAUCACUGGGUUGCUUCCCAACUGAGGCAGAGCUACAUGAACUGCUUGCAAAGGUAGAAGAAGAAGAACCAACUGGAUAUGUUCAUCUAGAAAAAUUUCUUCCAGUGAUGAUAAAAGUAUUACUUGACAGAAGCUACAGGCCUAUUCCAGAAGAUGUUCUUCUACAUGCGUUUGAGGCUUUAGAUGAGAAUAAAAGUGGAUACAUUACUAAAGAGGACCUGGUAAAACACAUGACUGAAGAAGGUGAACCGUUUACUGAGGAAGAAAUGGAAAAGAUGCUCUCCAGUGCUCUAAAUCCAGAAACAAAUGCAGUUCAUUACAGAGACUACAUUUCAAUGAUGAUAGUAGAUGAAACUGAUGAUCUUCCACAAUAGACUCUGAGGUGUCUUUUGGUAACAGCAGUGUAGCUUUUCAGUUAGUUGAAAUUUCAAGUAUAACAAAACACAGUGUGUGACCUUGUGCUUAUAAUUAAAAUAAAAUCUGUGUAGUUAUAUUUCCUUAGAUUCUGACUGUAUAUUGAAAUCUAUUCAUACUUGGAAAAAGAGUUCUUGACAGAAAUGGUAUCUGAGAUCUGGAAGAGAAAUCAUGGAAUUUGGUUUGAAAAAUAACAGGAAAAAUAAUGGAGUCCAGAAAUGACUUUACAAUUGCUGCUGCAAAAGUAAUGGAAAAGUGAGACCUGGGAAAACAGAUCAUAAGAAGGUAUUUUAAUACAGCUGGAAUGGUGAGGGCAUACUAAUAUGAUAAAGCUUUUGUAUUUAAAUGUGAUCCCUGUUUGUGUUUAACUAAUGAGGCAUUGAUUGCUACAUUUGAAAUAAUAUCACAGGUGAAUUAAAUUUUCUGUGGUUUGUAGGUCUUACCAAAUACUUGCAUUUUGUUCACCAUGGGCGAUUAAAUGGGACCAGUUAGUUCCAUUGUGUGCUACUUAUCCACUGGCAUACAGUGCUUUGCUUCCAUUUUAAACAUGUAGUUAACACUCAAACCAUCACAAGAAUCACAUUUUAAAACAAAAUAAUACUUUGUUACUAUACUCAAUAAACAGAUCCUGUUUUAUAAUCAGUUUGAAAAUCAGGAGCUUGAAUUGUUAAAAAUUUAGGAACAUAGGCCUGGAAUUUGAUUUUCACAAAUGGAUAAAGAAUCGUGUUUUGAAAGAUGUUAGUGUACAAUACUUCUCUCCAGUGCUUUUCCUGGAAGGUGGCUGCAGACCUCACUGCUCUUUAGCAUUUUCUUGAUUGCUACUGUACUGUUGUCCUUUAACAUGACUUUCACUUCUUUCCCCUUGAGUUCUGUGUACUGUGUGUUCUAACAACUGAUGAGCAUUUGCUGCAGAGGUCUUAGCUUGUUGGAGAAGACUUGCCCACUAGGGCAGCAUCUUGCACUUUGUGCUCCACAUUUUAUGACCCGUUUCUGUUCUUCUAAUUUCUGUCAUGUUUAUCACUCCUGCAUAUACUUUGUAUCCCAGCUCUGUGUCAUCAUCAGACUUCAUCAGCUGAUAAAAGCUGGGGAAAUCUGACACACAGACAUUAAAUGCAUUCUCCCCUUUAUACUCUUCUAGUGGCAGAGAACAAGGCAAUGGAGUCUUCAGCUUUUAUAUCUUCUGUUCUACCCAUGUGAGUUGGAAACUCAAGGUGUUCUUAGAUACGAGAGCAAGAGAGCUGCUGUGCUUCAUAAGGAAGAGAUUAGCUUAUUUAAUGUGGUGAUGGCAAUCAAAAAGAGCCCAUUUUUUAAAUUCUCUUUUUAUUUCUGUAUCCUGAGUUGUAUUCCACUGACCUCUUCUUAAACAGUAGGGCAGCAGAGUAUUAAUACAAGUAAACAUUUGCCUAGAUCUUAGCUUUAUUUCCACGUGGGAAUCACUAUGGCAUUAUGCAGUAUGCUCUUGUUAAUACAUUUACUAUGUAUUUCAUUUCUUUCUCAGUAAGAAUGAAAAACAAAGGUAAUCACGGGGUUAUAAUGUAUGAAGAUUUUUGAAGAUUAAAGUAAGAGCAGCAAAGAUCCAUUAAUCUU